UGCUGGGCUAAUCUCACGCUGCAUGAUCAGUUGAUCACCCAUCAGAUCAAAUCAUUGGGCGGACGGUAGAGAGAUGGAUAGAUAAAUCCAUAUCAUAAAAGCAAAACGAUUGCUAAAAGGAGACAGAUCGUUCAAUCACAAAGCUAAAAGAGAAAAAAAUCACUCACCUUUUAGAUCAAAGCAGAGGGAGGGAGAGACGGAGUGAGUGGCUAUGGCGAAGAAGGCUGUGCUGAUCGGGAUCAAUUAUCCAGGAACCAAGGCGGAGCUCAGAGGUUGCAUCAACGAUGUAUGGAGGAUGCACAAGUGCCUGAUCCAGCGAUACGGUUUCUCCGAGAACGACAUCACCGUCUUGAUCGACACCGAUGACUCUUUCACCCAGCCCACCGGAAAGAACAUCCGAUCGGCUCUCACGAGGCUCGUGCGCUCCGCUGAGCCAGGAGACGUCCUGUUCGUGCACUACAGCGGUCACGGUACGCGCCUCCCCGCCGAGACCGGCGAGGACGACGACACUGGCUACGACGAGUGCAUUGUUCCGUGCGACAUGAAUCUGAUCACUGAUGAUGAUUUCAAGGAAUUUGUGGACAAGGUGCCUAGAGGCUGUAAGCUCACAAUUGUAUCAGAUUCUUGCCACAGUGGUGGCCUCAUUGAAGAAACCAAGGAACAGAUAGGAGAAAGCACAGGAGGGGGAGAAGGUGAGCAUGAUUCAGGCUCAGGUUUUGGGUUCAGAAGCUUUGUUAAACAAAAAGUGGAAGAUGCCAUUGAGUCUCGUGGCAUUCACAUCCCUUCAGCACUACGGCACCACCUCAGGAACGGAGAUGAUGAGGAAGAAAGAGAUUUUGUAGUUUCACGUGAGAGUGAUUAUGGCUACGUGAAGAGUAGGUCUCUCCCUCUCUCAACUCUCGUUGACAUCCUGAAGCAGAAAACUGGGAAAGAUGAUAUAGCUGUGGGGAAGCUGAGACCUGCUCUGUUCGAUGCGUUUGGGGAAGAUGCUAGCCCGAAAGUGAAGAAAUUCAUGAACAUUGUGUUUACCAAACUCCAACAUGGUAGUGCUGAAGGUGAACAGGGUGGUGGGAUUAUGGGCAUGGUGGGUAGUCUUGCCCAGGAAUUUCUCAAACAAAACCUGAAUGAAAAUGAUGAGGGAUAUGCGAAACCUGCCUUGGAGACACGUGUGGAAAGCAAGCACGAGGUGUAUGCUGGAUCUUCUAGUCGCCGCCUUCCGGCUGGUGGAAUUCUUAUGAGCGGUUGCCAGUCUGACCAAACUUCUGCAGAUGCAAGCCCUUCUGGAGAUUCUGAUAAAGCUUAUGGAGCUUUUAGCAAUGCCAUUCAGGCUAUAAUAGAGGAUACUGAUGGUGCUGUCACUUACCAUGAGCUUGUGACAAAGGCUAGGGAGAUACUGGAGAGGCAGGGCUUCACUCAGAAACCUGGACUCUAUUGCGGUGACCACGAUGUUGAUGCUCCUUUUGUGUGCUGACAUAAUUUUACAGUGCAAAGAAAUAGAGAUACAUAAUAAGGUGUGUGUUUUUGUGUGUGUGUGUGUUUUUUUUUUUUUUUAGUGUUUUUGAAUGUGCUCAUGUAUUGAGUCUGGGACAAUAAGUCAUCCACAAGGGAAUAUUUACUUCAUAUAUAUCAUUUCAAUGCUAAUGUAUUGUGAUUGAUACAAA
Neltuma alba is the source of this 1661-nucleotide messenger RNA. Its product is annotated as metacaspase-5. The coding region runs from base 212 to 1471 and encodes 419 amino acids. NCBI's taxonomy places the organism in Eukaryota, Viridiplantae, Streptophyta, Magnoliopsida, Fabales, Fabaceae. Gene Ontology annotation, cellular component: cytoplasm. Gene Ontology annotation, biological process: proteolysis. Gene Ontology annotation, molecular function: cysteine-type endopeptidase activity. The transcript has 2 exons. The record is from RefSeq and is a predicted model, not a curated record.